AUUAUUAAUGCGUAAGAUGUUUUUUUUUUCAAGAUAUAUCGAUAAAAUGCUUUUAAACCUGCAAAUUAAGCGUGCAUAAUGUCGAUCCUGAACUUAUUUAAUCUCGUAUCUUAAUAAUCGCACUUUAUUUCUGCAGAUUUAAAGAGAUUAUUUAUUUUGUUAUACUAUUAUUUAUUAUUAAAAUCAUUUUAUUCAUAAUAAAAGUUUCGCUAAACGAGUCAAACGUGGUUAAUAUUCAUUUAAGAGAAAUUAUAUGCAAAUGAUUUCUCUUUAAUUUAUUUACCAUUGUUUUACUCUGCUUUUGAGAUCUGCCUCCAAUUGAACACUGAAAUUUAAGGUCUAUGAUACGUCGUAGAGAAUGAAGGUCGAUGCAUAUCGAAUACAUGCGUCGAGAUCGGUGGAUCUAGCUCAGAUGCAUUAUACAGUUAUCAUCAUCGAGAACCAACAUUCCCGUCAUUAUGGGUAUCGUCCAAGCGCUUAUCAAUAAGCACAGCGAGUUCUUCGUGGCGGUCGCUGGUCCAACCGGUCCGCCAUGCGUCCCCUGCGUUGAAGAGGUGGACAGGAAGCCUGGGAAUCCUGGUAGCUUCGAGGAUCUUCACGCGAAAAUCAAGGAACUCCAUCCGCAUAACUUCGAGGGCGCUUACUUGCUGUUGCGGAAGACUCUGAGCAAACACUUCAACGUCACUUACAAGAUGACCUUGAGCUCCGGGACGCCGUACGGACUGAGAUUCGGUGUGAACUACGUCGGCACCAAGUGCGUAGAACCAUCGGAGCGAUAUCCGGCGGUCUCGGGCGAGAUCACGCCGAGUGGCAACCUGAACGCCAAGCUCGUCCACGCGCUUGGCUGCAGGUGCCGGUUCAAGCUCGCCGCGCAGGUCGCCGACAGAAAGUACAAGGCCGUCAGCUCCAGCUUGGAGUAUCGCACGGACGACUGCACGAUGGCGUUAACUCUGGCGAAUCCGGAUCUCGCCAAGCUGCACGGCACGCUGGUGUUGCACUAUCUGCAGGCGGUCACGCCGAGGACCACCCUGGGCACCGAGGUCGCGUGCCUGCGCAACUCCCUGCUGCCCGGCACUCAACGGACGGUGAUGUGCGUCGCAUUCCGCCACAGCACCGGACCAUCCACGCUGUCCGCUACGUUCGGCGAGGCGGGCAUCCACGUGUGCUAUCAUCGGAAAGCGAGCCAGCAGCUGCAACUCGGCGUCGAGAUUGAGACGAACACGCGCGUCCACGAGUCCGUCGGCACGAUAGUGUACCGCGUCGACAUUCCGUACGCGGACUUCGUCUGCCGUGGUUUCGUCAAUUCGGAGACCAGCGUAGGCGCGGUGUUCGAGAAGAGGCUCUAUCCCAUUUCUGAGGCCUCGUUAGUUAUAAGCGGUCUCCUGAACCACAAGAAGCAGCAGUUUCGCGUCGGCAUUGGCCUGAAUAUCGGUUAACGACGCUUCCUCCGAUUGAUCAGGAGGAAGUUUAAAAAAUUAACUCGCACACGUCGAGCGUUAAUCUCGACGUGUUUCUGAUUUGAUCCAGAGAAAAUCGAAUUUCGGAGAUCGUUUUUAAGUAUUGGACGCAUAACUACCUAAUUACUUAAUUGUAUGUAUUAGAAUGCGAUUGAUCGUUUUUAUACGCACGCGUAUUUUACGUGAUAGAAGAACGUCUCGCGCGAAAACUAUUAAAUACUUAUAUUAUUAAAUACUUUGGAAUGCAAGUUUUUCUUUUUUACAAUACCAUUGAUCGGUCGAACGCAAAGAUAUAAUCUACUUAUAUUUUCAAACACUCGUUCACAUAUAUCGAUGCUUUUAUACAGACUGUAAUUUUUAUACCCAAUAAACUAUGAUUUUUAUAAUUACGAUAUUUAAC
Molecule: messenger RNA, 1857 nt
Organism: Ooceraea biroi (clonal raider ant)
Lineage: Eukaryota; Metazoa; Arthropoda; Insecta; Hymenoptera; Formicidae
Product: mitochondrial import receptor subunit TOM40 homolog 1
Biological process (GO): protein import into mitochondrial matrix
Cellular component (GO): mitochondrial outer membrane
Molecular function (GO): transmembrane protein transporter activity
Source: RefSeq, a predicted model, not a curated record